Messenger RNA from Tripterygium wilfordii, 1317 nucleotides. RefSeq names its product putative L-ascorbate peroxidase 6. The record is from RefSeq and is a predicted model, not a curated record. Bases 72 to 1124 code for a protein of 350 amino acids. NCBI's taxonomy places the organism in Eukaryota, Viridiplantae, Streptophyta, Magnoliopsida, Celastrales, Celastraceae. Gene Ontology annotation, molecular function: heme binding; peroxidase activity. Gene Ontology annotation, biological process: hydrogen peroxide catabolic process; response to reactive oxygen species; cellular response to oxidative stress. The transcript is spliced from 11 exons.
UCACUUUCACUGCAGACUCAAUUGCAGCUUAUCACUCCGAGAGGCCAAAAAGCAUAUAAAUAUCUCCGAAAAUGGCGCAUGAACUCUCCUGUGUCAACCGUCCGUUAGAGAUGAUGAGCUCCUCAUCUACUUCUCCUAAUCCCGCUCUUUUAGGCUCCUUCGCGCCCCUCUUUUGCUCUCUCGACUCGAAAAUUUCUUUCAAAUUUCCCGCUCUCUCUCGAUGGUCGUCUCUCUCUCCAGUCAGGAUUCGCGCCGCGCCUUUACGUGAUUGUUCUCACCACUUCAUCAAUGAUGAAUCAGGCCAAAGUCGUUCGAACCGAAGGAGGAUGCUUCUCUUUACAUCUACACUUCCAUUUCUUUCUCACUUUCAUGUAUCUAUGGAGGCCAUUGGCGUUGAGGCCACCGAGUCAGAUUCAAGUAACCUUUUGCUUGUGAAGAAAGAAAUAAAGAAGAUACUCUCGAAAGGCAAGGCUGCUAGUCUUCUCCGUCUUGUAUUUCAUGAUGCUGGAACCUUUGAAAUGGAUGGGAAGUCAGGGGGUAUGAAUGGCUCUAUAAUUUACGAACUUGAUAGACCUGAAAAUGCUGGUUUAAGGAAACCUCUGAAGAUUCUAGAGAAAGCAAGGAGCGAGAUGGAUUCAGUACUGUCAGUAUCCUGGGCAGACAUGAUUGCUGUGGCUGGAGCAGAGGCAGUUUCAUUUUGUGGCGGUCCACCAAUACCAGUUCAGUUGGGCAGACUAGAUUCAAUGGAGCCUGAUGCAGAAGGCAAACUUCCUCAAGAAUCUUUGGAUGCUUCUGGUUUGAAGCAAUGUUUUCAAAGAAAAGGCUUCUCAACACAAGAACUUGUGGCUCUAUCUGGGGCUCAUACCCUUGGGAGUAAAGGGUUUGGAAAUCCAACUGUUUUUGACAAUUCUUACUAUAAAAUUCUCCUGGAGAAGCCAUGGAUUACUUCUGCUACUGCUAUGUCAAGUAUGAUUGGGCUUCCUUCAGAUCGUGCACUUGUUGAGGAUGAAGAUUGUUUGAGAUGGAUCAAAAAGUAUGCUGAUAAUGAGGAUUUGUUCUUUGAGGAUUUUAAGAAUUCAUAUAGCAAGCUAGUGAAUUCUGGUGCAAGAUGGAAAAGCUUAUGAUGCCUUUUGAGAAUGGGAAAGACCGGAUCGAAAUCUACUACCACCAAACCAACUUUCAAGUUCCAACCACGAAAGGUAUUUUCCUAGUUAUUUUAAAUUCUGUGAUCCCUCCAUAAUGACUGACUUGGUAAUUAAGUCAAGUCAAUGACAUCAUCAUGCAUUUUGUUGUUGUCAAUUUAUUUAUUACUGAAAA